AAGAAAUCUGAAGGAGUGAAUCCACUGUCAACAACGUCUCACAACAUCAACAGUUUCCUUCUAUACCCCUCUACACUCUCAUCAAACUCUAUGGCCGAACUCGUGCUUUCUUCCCUCCUCCCGAUGCUCUUUGAGAAGCUGUCCGAUGCAGCUUUCAAAACUGUUGCUCGCCACAAGGGACUUGAUGCUGAGAUCAAGAAAUUGCAGAAAUCCUUAACCCAGAUCCAACUUUAUCUUACUCAUGCUUCUCAGAUGGAGAUAACUGAUCCAUCUGUUAAACAGCGACUGAAUGAUCUCCAGCAUCUGGCUUAUGACAUCGAUGACGUCCUUGAUGGUUGGGCGACUGACGCUAUGGACCUUGAGUUCAAGCAAGAGCCAGAAGGCAUCACCGGCAAGGUAAGAAAGCUAAUCACCCCAACUUGUUGCACAACUUUCUCACGGACUACUACUAUGAUUGCUGAGUUAGAUGAUAUUUCCACCAAACUACAAGAUCUAGUUAAGGAAAAAGCUGACCUUGGUUUAGAUAAUCUUGGUUUGAAAGUGGAAGAGGAAACUAGGCCAAGAACUAAUAAUAACCGAAGUUUACAAACCUCUGUUGUCAACCCAUCUAGUAUUGUUGGGCGCCAAGCUCAUAAAGAUGCACUGGUUCAACAGCUAUUGUUACCGGCUGAUGAACCAUGUGAUCAAAACUAUUGCAUUGUUCCCAUAGUUGGUAUGGGUGGGCUUGGAAAAACAACUCUAGCUGGGCUUUUGUAUAAUGAUGUACGAGUCAAGGAUCACUUCGAACUCAAGGCGUGGAUUUGCAUCUCAGAUGAGUUUGAUAUCUCUGUUAGAAGCAAAGAGAUCUUUAUUGCUUUUGGAGGUGAGGUAAAGGAGGAACAUAUAAAUUUUAAUAAACUUCAAGAAGCUCUUAGAGAUCACCUAACACAAAAAAGAUUUUUAUUGGUGUUAGAUGAUGUGUGGAGUGAGAGUCGUGAGGAUUGGGAAACCCUCGUCAGGCCCUUUUAUACAUGUUCUCCAGGAAGUAAAAUCGUAGUAACAUCAAGAAAGGAUAUAUUGCUAAAAAAGCUGGGUUACAAUUCUCUAUACAAGCAUCUGGAGAGCCUGUCAGAUGAUGAUGCUUUAUCUUUGUUUGCUCUACAUGCAUUAGGCGUAAGAAAUUUUGAUUCACAUUUGUCACUUAAACCACAUGGUGAAGGCAUUGUGAAAAAAUGUAAAAAAUUGCCGUUGGCAUUGAUCACACUUGGUACAUCACUGAGGGCAAAAAAAGAUGAAGAUUCAUGGAAGGGAGUAUUAGAAAGUGAGAUAUGGACAUCCCAAGUUGAAGGUGAAGUCAUCCCAGCCCUGAGACUUAGCUAUCAUGAUCUUUCGGCACCUUUGAAGCGGUUGUUUGCAUACUGCUCCUUAUUCCCCAAGGACUUCUUGUUUGACAAGGAGGAACUGAUUUUAUUAUGGAUGGCUGAAGGGUUUUUCCAGUCAACUCCAAGCGAUUCAACAAAAGAACCCUUGGGUCACAAAUUCUUUGACGAGUUGUUGUCAAGGUCAUUUUUUCAACAUGCACCUAAUAAUGAAUCAUUAUUUGUGAUGCAUGACCUCAUGAAUGACUUGGCGACAUCUGUUGCUACCGAGUUUUAUUUUAGGUUAGACAACGAGUCAGGGAAGAAUAUUAAGAAGAUGAAGCUAGACAAGUACCGCCAUAUGUCAUUUGUUCGUGAGGAAUAUGUAGCUUACGAGAAGCUCCAGGUACUUGAAAACGCCAAAUGUCUGAGGACAUUCUUGGCAACGUUUGUUGGGGAGGUGGAACCUUGGCGAAAAUUUUACUUAUCCAAUAAGAUUCUGACUGACUUGCUUCCUAAGUUACCAUUAUUAAGGGUUCUAAGUUUGAGCGGCUUUGAAAUAAGUGAGUUACCGGAGUCCAUUGGUACUUUGAGGCACUUGAGAUAUCUUAAUCUAUCUCAAACUCAUAUCACACAUUUACCGGAAAAGGUUUGCAAUCUUGUUAAUUUACAAACAUUGAUCCUGUUUGGUUGUGAUGAAUUAACUGAGUUGCCCAACAACUUCCUAAAUCUGAAGAACCUGCAACAUCUUGACGUUAGGGACACCCUGCUUUCAUUUCAGAUGCUGUUAGAGAUUAGCAAGUUGAAAAGCCUACAAAUUACUCUCUCGAAAAUCAAUAUCGAAAGUGAGAGCGGAAUUGAAGUAGCCAGACUUAAAGACUUUAAAAAUCUAUAUGAAAAAUUUUCCGUUGUAGGUUUGGAGAAAGUGCAAAAUGCAACCUAUGCACAUGAGGCGAACUUUUCAGAAAAGAGGCUUAGUGAGUUAGAGCUUGUAUGGGGUGAUGAGCUAAAUGAUUCUCGAAAUGACAUGCUUGAAAAAGAGGUCCUAAAUGAGCUGAAUCCUUGUCAUGAUACGUUAUUAAAACUCAAACUUAUGUCAUAUGGGGGACUGGAGUUUCCAAAGUGGGUUGGGGAUCCCUCGUUUCUUCAUUUGAAGCAUGUGUCAAUAAGUGGCUGUAAGAGAUGUACAUCAAUACCGCCACUGGGACAACUACUGUCACUGAAGGAGUUGUUAAUUGAAAGCUUAGAUGGAGUGGAAGUUGUGGGUUUUGAGUUAUUUGGGACUGGUCAAGCAUUUCCUUCACUUGAAAUUUUGAGUUUUCGUGAUAUGCGUGGAUGGAAGAAAUGGUCAGGGGCUGUGUUUCCACGCUUGCAAAAGCUUAAAAUAAAAGAUUGUCCUAAUUUGGUUGAAGUCACACUUGAGGCACUGCCUUCAUUGAAUGAUCUAAGAAUAAGUAAAUGUGAUAGUGGUGUGUUGAGAAGGUUUAUUGAAGUUGCUUCAGCAGUCACCAAGUUGGGAAUAGGAAAAAUUUCAGGGCUUAAUGAUGUGGUGUGGAGAGGUGUUAUAGAGUAUCUUGGUGCAGUUGAAGAAUUAGAGAUAUCUAAGUGUAAUGAAAUAAGAUACCUGGUGAAAUCAGAUGCAGAUGCAAGUAAGAUUCUUGUGAAGCUGAGGAAACUGGAAGUGUGGGGAUGUGAUAAUUUGGUGAGUAUAGGAGAGAAAGAAGAGGAGGAGGAUAAUUGUAGGAGCAACCUCCUAACAUCUCUUAGGAUAUUGGAUGUGUCUUAUUGUAAUAAUAUGGAGCGUUGCAGCUGUCCAGAUGGCGUUGAGGAGUUGAGUGUUGAGGGUUGUAGUUCAAUGACAGUUGUGUCCUUUCCAAAAGGAGGACAGGAGAAGCUCAAGAGACUUGCAAUAUGGAAUUGCAGGAACCUAUUGGAAAAGGAGUGGGUGUGGGGAGGACAAAAAAUGAACAACAACAGAAGCAGCAGCAUGCCGAUGCUUGAACAUGUAUAUAUAAGUGAUUGGCCAAAUCUGAAAUCAAUCAUUGAACUGAAUUGCUUGGUUCACCUCACCACAUUGAUUAUAGACAACUGUGAAAACCUUGAGUCAUUUCCAGACACUUUAACAUCGUUAAAGGAACUGGAAGUAAGUAAUUGUCCCAAAUUGGAUGUUUGCUUUCUUCCUGGUUGGGUUUGGCCUCCCAAAUUGCGUUCUUUAGGAAUAGGGAAGUUGAAGAAGCCCUUCUCCGAGUGGGGCCCACAAAGUUUUCCAACCUCACUUGUGGAACUCAGGUUAUACGGUGGUGGUGAAGAUGGAGUGAGUGGUUGUAGUGAGUUUUCUCAUCUUCUUCCUUCAUCUCUUACUUAUCUUCGAAUAGAUGGAUUUGAGAAAUUGGAAUCUAUUUCGGUGGGACUCCAACACCUCACCUCCCUCCAAUCUCUCUCUUUUGACAAUUGCCCUAAUCUGAAGAAAGUGUCUUCGCAUCCCCAACAACUCACCUCCCUCCAGCAUCUCUAUUUUCUCGAUUGCCCUAAGAUGACGGAUCUACCAGAACUGUUGUUGCCUUCACUCUUGAGUUUACACAUCAGGGGUAAUCGCCCAGAAGGUCUGAAAGAAAGAUGCAGUAAAAAGGGGAGUUACUGGCCCCUCAUCUCCCAUAUCCCCUGUAUCAACAUACUAUGAAGUUAAUAUGAAGAUCUGAUGCUGCAGCCUGGAAACGUUUUACAGCAUGGAGCAAAAAGUUAGGCUUGAUUGGAAGAUUAUGAUGCUGGCUACCUUUUUCCUUUAUCGUUUUUUGUGGAUACCUAUUAGUGAUUUGUGCAUAAAAGAACCAGUUGACUUGGAUUCUAUUUUGUUGGUAAUGGUUCAGACUGCAGAUUGUA
Molecule: messenger RNA, 4217 nt
Organism: Helianthus annuus (common sunflower)
Lineage: Eukaryota; Viridiplantae; Streptophyta; Magnoliopsida; Asterales; Asteraceae
Product: putative disease resistance RPP13-like protein 1
Exons: 2
Coding region: 91-4017 (1308 amino acids)
Biological process (GO): defense response to other organism
Molecular function (GO): ADP binding
Source: RefSeq, a predicted model, not a curated record